GAGGUAGAUUGGCGGUGAGAAACUGAGAAUCUCUUCUCUUCCGGAGCUCUACCUGUACAUUUCUAGGGUUUUUGCAUCUUCACGCAGUGACGUAGGCUUUCAGAGAUGGAUAUUGAUUCUGAUUUUCAAAAAUCGAAUAACCAGCCAGAGGAGGAGAGCUCGUCGAUGCAAAUGGAUUCUCAGGGAAGCGGUGAUGAAAAAGAGAAGCUUAUGGAGUCCAUGGAUAAGUUAAAUAUCGAGGGAACUUCAACAAAUUUCAAGAAAAAACCGGUUAUAAUUAUUGUUGUUGGGAUGGCAGGAAGUGGAAAAACAACAUUCCUCCAUAGGCUGGUUUGCCACACACAAGCUUCAGAUAUAAGGGGUUACGUUAUCAACCUCGACCCUGCUGUUUUGACCCUCCCAUUUGGUGCAAACAUUGAUAUAAGGGACACUGUUCGAUACAAAGAAGUGAUGAAGCAGUUUAAUCUUGGGCCUAAUGGAGGAAUUCUUACAUCACUCAACUUGUUUGCUACCAAGUUUGAUGAGGUUGUUCAAUUAAUAGAGAGCUGAGCAGAUCAGCUUGACUAUGUUCUUGUGGAUACUCCUGGUCAGAUUGAGAUAUUUACUUGGUCUGCUUCAGGAGCUAUCAUUACAGAAGCUUUCGCUUCAACUUUUCCUACUGUAAUUACCUAUGUUGUGGAUACUCCUCGUUCAGCCAGUCCAUCCACCUUUAUGAGCAACAUGCUCUACGCUUGUAGCAUUCUCUACAAGACACGGUUGCCUCUUGUAUUAGCAUUCAACAAGGUUGAUGUUGCUCAACAUCAGUUUGCUUUAGAGGUAUUAUUUAUUUCUACAGAAGAAGACUCAUCCAGAUAUUUUUCUUUUGAAUUAAAUGGUAAUGGCAGAAAUGCUUCUGUUGGGAUCUUGUUUUUAUUUUUCACAUUGAUUGCUAUUUAAAACUAUUGCUUAUUUCCAUAAAAAAUAAAAAAAAAACACUAUU
This is a messenger RNA of Rubroshorea leprosula, 979 nucleotides long. NCBI's taxonomy places the organism in Eukaryota, Viridiplantae, Streptophyta, Magnoliopsida, Malvales, Dipterocarpaceae. The record is from the annotation of a GenBank genome assembly.